Paramecium sonneborni is the source of this 1506-nucleotide messenger RNA. The record is from the annotation of a GenBank genome assembly. Lineage: Eukaryota; Ciliophora; Oligohymenophorea; Peniculida; Parameciidae.
AUGGAAGAGUUUGAGAUCUUAGAUUUUCAUGAAUUAUAAGUUGAAAAGUAAGGAUGUGAAUAAGCAUCCAAAUUUUUAUAGAGAAAAAUAUAAAAUGGAUUUAAAGUCAAUUUAAUAAUAAAAAAGUAACAUAAUUUUGUAUUACCUCCUUUGUAAUAAAAGAAAAAUGAUUUGUUCUCUAAACAUCAUUAACCAAUAGAUAUAGUAAGAAUUUCUAUAAAUUUUAGGUAAGUUAAAACUCUGAACAAACAGAAAACAACUAUAAACAUGCUUCAUCAACAUCUUCUAAUUAAAGUAUUAAAAUGGCUAAAAAUUAAAUUGCAUCUCCUACAUAAAAUGAAAUUCCAAAUCAACAUCUUAAUGAAUAAAUUAGUCAAUAAUCUGAUGAUGAAUAGGUUUCAUUUGAUAAAUAUAACUCUAAAAAUUUUGAAUAGUUAUUUAAAAACGAUUAGAAUACUUAAAAAAUUAAAAUUAGUUUGCAAUUUUUUAGAGAUGGUAAAUUUAAACUUGCAUUAGAGAGAAUGUUAGAUAUUUAUAAAGAAGCAAAUGAAAAAUUAAAAUAACAAUUAGAUAAGUUAUAAAAUUCAGUAACUAUAUUAAUAUGUAUUUAAUCACUUUGUUAUGCUUCUUAAAUAUUCAAAGAAUUAGGAUAAAUUAAUGAAGCUUAAAAGUAAGAUAUUCUUAGUUUAUAUAUUAAGAUGCUUAGAUAAAUGUUUAAAUUAAUUUGAAAUUAAUGAUUUCAAUUUAUAAUCCAAGAUUUUUAUUGAAAAAGCAAAUCUCUAUUUACUAAAUAAUUAAUAUCUAUAAUCACUUGAUUAUUAUAAAAAAGCUUUAAUUAAUUAUGAAUAAGUGAAUUGGAAAAUAGAUAUAGCCAAAAUGUUAAUUAAAAUAUCUUUUAUCUAUGCUUUACUACGUAAUAAAUCAGUUUAAUAAAAUAGAUGACAAUGAAGAUGCUAAAAAGAUUUGUUAUGAAGGACUCUCCAUUUUAUAAAGUAAAUUAGAUAAUUAAGAUUACAGAAUAUUUGAAACUUAUUAUACAUUAGGAUGUAUUUACUAUUUAGAAAAAGAAUAUGACUUUGCUUUAGAAUAUUUGGAAUAAUCAAAGGAAGGUUUUAUUAAAUUGUAUUAAUAUAAUUAAAUUAUAAUUUUAAUAGAUAUGGACAUAAAAAUCAAUAAAUAUUUAAAGUUAUGAAUCUUUAAGGAGUUAUUUAUCAUUUAUAAGGUAAUAGUAAUAAUGCCAUGGAGAUUUAUGAAUAAAUUGUCGCAUAUCAUGGGUAAUACGACGUUUGAUUAUCUUUAAGUGAUACAGAGACUAUAGGUUUAGCAUUGAUACUGAAUAACUUAGCUUUAGCUUAUUUGGAUAGAAUGAAAUUCAAAAGUGCUAAUUUAUCAUUUGUCAAAGCCCUUGCCAUUUUGAAAUCAUAUUUCUAUGAAAAUCAUCAAUUUAUAUAACGAGUUGAAAAAAACUAAAUGCUUGUAGCAUAGGCUGCUUUAUCUUAUAUGUGA